AUGUGUUACUAUGGUGGAUACUAUGGAGGCCUGGGCUAUGGCUAUGGUGGCCUAGGCUAUGGCUAUGGCUAUGGCUGUGGCUAUGGUGGCUAUGGUGGCUAUGGCUAUGGCUGCUGCCGCCCACUGUGCUGUAGAAGGUUCUGGUCCUUUGGCUUCUACUGA
Messenger RNA from Mastomys coucha (southern multimammate mouse), 162 nucleotides. RefSeq names its product keratin-associated protein 20-2-like. The transcript has a single exon. Bases 1 to 162 code for a protein of 53 amino acids. The record is from RefSeq and is a predicted model, not a curated record. NCBI's taxonomy places the organism in Eukaryota, Metazoa, Chordata, Mammalia, Rodentia, Muridae.